Myxocyprinus asiaticus (Chinese sucker) is the source of this 3842-nucleotide messenger RNA. Its product is annotated as potassium channel subfamily K member 5-like. Gene Ontology annotation, biological process: stabilization of membrane potential; potassium ion transmembrane transport. Gene Ontology annotation, cellular component: membrane. The transcript has 5 exons. Bases 260 to 1603 code for a protein of 447 amino acids. Gene Ontology annotation, molecular function: potassium ion leak channel activity. The record is from RefSeq and is a predicted model, not a curated record. Lineage: Eukaryota; Metazoa; Chordata; Actinopteri; Cypriniformes; Catostomidae.
CAAACACACGCACGCGAGCGAAAGGGAUGAAAAAAAUCUCCAGCAAAAUCAUGACUUGUUCCAACACUAACUUAAGGCUGAUCUGUUCAGAAGGAUUACAGAAACCCCUUUUCGUGUUCACACCUACAGGCGUGACUCCUGAUCCCACUUCCUCCUCCGCACAGUCGUCAUCUUUACGUCGGAGGGCACACUUCUCCACAAACUUUUACAAACUUCAGCAGUGUUUGUGACUGUAGGAUCAGUGGAUAUUGUCAGUAUUAUGGCAGAGAAAGGACCACUCCUAACUUCAGUCAUCAUUUUCUACUUGUCCAUCGGAGCCGCGAUAUUUCAGAUCCUCGAGGAGCCGCAUUGGAAAUCAGCCCUGGACGAUUAUAAAAACCAAACGGACAAUAUAUUAAAGAAAUAUCCUUGUUUAAAUGAGGAGGAUUUAAAGAAAGUCAUAGAGGUUGUGGCUGAGGCGGCUGGAAGAGGUGUGGCCAUCACAGGAAAUAAAGAAUUCAACAAUUGGAAAUGGGAGAAUGCUAUUAUUUUCGCAGCCACGGUUAUCACUACCAUAGGUUACGGUAAUGUCGCUCCAAAGACAGGCGGUGGCCGUGUGUUCUGUAUCCUGUACGGGCUUUGUGGUAUUCCACUGUGCCUCACAUGGAUAAGUGAGCUGGGCACAUUCUUUGGUGGCAGAACAAAGCGCCUGAGUCAGGUGCUCCUCCAUAAAGGUCUCACUGUGAAAAAAGUUCAGUUCAUCUGUACUGCUGUAUUCCUUUUAUGGGGAUUUCUGGUUCACCUCAUCAUCCCAUCCUUUGUGUUCAUGGCCUUUGAGAAGUGGACAUACCUAGAAGGCCUCUACUUCUCCUUUACCACCAUGACAACUGUUGGUUUUGGAGACUAUGUAACAGGUGUGAACCCGGAAAUAGACUACCCAUCACUCUACAGAUUCUUUGUGCAGCUGUGGAUCUGCCUGGGUCUGGCCUGGUUGUCUCUGUUCUUCAGCUGGAAUGUGCAUAUGGUGGUCAAAGCCCAUAAAGUCCUGAAGAAAAGGAGGCUGAGACGUCACAAGCUUCCUAUCGAUGACAUACCGAUAACAAAAGAAAUUAAAAAAGCCCCAAAGCCACCACCUCUCACUGGCGUCAUCGACAUCUUUCAGUUCAUGUCUGAGAAGGUUGAGGACUACAGCGACGUCAUCCGAGCCAUUGGAGCGGAUGAGAGACGCAAGAAGAAGAAGCAGGAGGAGGAACUGGCACGGUCUAAGAGCUGCAGUGAUCUUCUGCACGGCCUAGUGAUCCCACUUGAACAUUCUCCUCAUCUGAAACGGCGAUUCAGCAUCAGCACCAACAUGUGCAUGGUCAUAUCUGGAGAAUCAACAGAAAGUCUCAAAAACAGCCAAGAGGGACAGGCGCUACUAAAGGAGCACCACAGAGAUCCUCAGGAACCCAAGCAUGUUGUGAAAUCUGGGCGCUGUGCAUGGGACUCGGGAAGAUCCUAUCCAUCACUAUUCCAGAGCCCUGUCCAAAGCCCUACUGUUACCAUCAAUAAAAGUGAAUCGAGGUUUUCAUUUUCCAAAGUAUCAGAAGACAAAUUUUUAGGAAAGAGAAAAAGCACUGGUUGAAGAUGACAUUUAUCUACACAGUCUAAAAUGACCCUAUCCAAGUUAUUCUGCUCUGCUUUAAAUUAUUCAUUUGGUAAUGGUGAAGAUUACUAUGGCUGAGCUGAAUAGCGGAAGAGGAUAAAGCUGAUGCCAUCAGUAGCACUUAAGGAACUAAGAAGACUGUAACUCUUAAAAGGAAGACAUGCUGACAAGUAUAUGCUUUUCCUAAUGAAGUUGCCAAAUAUGGCUGCAGUUUCAUGACACUCAAGUGAUUAUUUCUGUUUACAGUAUUAAAAAAGAUUCAGGUAACACACAGGGUAUUACAACCAGUCUGUUACUAAGAUAAGGAUGUGGGAGGGUUGGCAGAGGAAAUUAAACCGAUUUCCUGGCACAUCUGGACCUUCACAGAUGACAUUGGAAAUUUUAGCUGUGGUUUUUAUAAUAGUUUUUCUUUCUCUGGAUUAAUGUUACCAAAAUGUCUGCUUGAACAAAAUCUGCCAAUGUUAGGAAUGGAAUACUAGCGUACAAGUAUUUGAAACAAAAUGCUGAAUGAAGUGUUUAAACAUUAGUAGGUUACAUUGUUUUCCCAUGACCUCACUACAGUGUAUGUAAAAUGAAGUUGCAUCCAGGUAUCAUCUCUGAUGUAAAUAUGAUUAUAUUGAGUUUUCAAUCUACUGUUGUGUAAAAAUUAAUAAAAAAUGUUGUGUUGUCUUGAGUCAGAUCAAAUAAGGGCAGUGUAAAACAUUAUUCAUUGGUCAUUCAAAUAAUUUAUAUCACUAUCAGUAGAUCUGUCAUACUAGGAAUUGAAGGUCGAGAAGAGUGAAUUGCAUUAGAGAAGUGUGUUUUGGUAUACAAAAGAACUGGUCUAUACAGUGUACUUUGUAUAUAUUUUAUACGGAACGUUUUGUCAAAUGUAGUAAGCCGUCCAGGUAUUCCAGGUCAGGGCCAGCAAUUAACCAGCGUUCCAGGGCAAACAAAUAGUCCAGAUAUUAAAAAUAUGGAUCCUGAGUUCCUGUUUUUUAAUGAACAUUUACACUAAUCCAUUUUUAUUUGAAAACUCCGUUUUCGAUUUUCUAAAUGCUGCAUUUUAAGUGGAGGAGCACGCCAUUUUAGUGGGGAUGAGAGGAGUAGCGUAGCGAAAUUGUUUUGAAACUACAGCGUAUUGCAUGGCUUAAAGGAAUAUUCCAGGUUCAAUACAAGUUAAGCUCAAUUCACAGUAUUUGUGGCAUAAUACUGAUUACCACAAAAAUGUAUUUAAACUUGUCCCUCCUUUUCUUAAAAAACAAUAUGUGUUACAGUGAGGCACCUACAAUGGAAGUGAAUGGGGCCAAUUCGUAAACUUUAAAAUACUCAAUGUUUCGAGAGUACAGCCACAAGACGUAAACAUUAUGUGUGCUAACACGAUUUUAGUGCGAUAAAAUCACUUACUAACCUUUUCUGUGAAAAGUUAUAGCCAAUUUUACUACGUUGCAAUGAAGACGCCACACAAUAAACCCUAGAUGCAGGGGCGUAGAUUCCGGGGGGGAUGGGGGAGCGGUAAUUCCCCCCCCCCCCAAUAAUCAAAACAUGCAAGUACAACCCCCCCCCCUAUUUAUACCAUGAUCAAUGUAAAUAUGGGUAAGUGCUCCACACUGCAACACCCCCAAUGUUCAAGCCAAAUCUACACCCUUGCAUGAUGAUUUAUACAACUUUACAGCUCAAAUAAUACACAAAUUUUAACUGAAUAAUACAUGUAAGUGCUUUUAUAAAAUUCUAAGCUUUGCAGUUCUGCUUUUAGACCCUCUAAAACUGUCCCCCUUUACUUCCAUUGCAAGUGCCUCACUGUAAACUCGAUUUUUGCUUCUUUUUUUUUUUUAUCAAGAGGGAUGAGAUGAAAUAAUUUUGUGUGGCAAUCAACAUUAUGCCACAAAUAUCAAUGUUGAUUCAGCUUAACUUGAUUUGAAUAUGGAAUAUUUCUUAAAAGUUUAUAAAUUUCAUAAGAUUUUAUACUAGACUUAUAAAGUUUGGGGUUUUAAUAAUUUUAAUUGAGGUAUUUGACAUAAAUGGACAAAAUACUGUUAUCUAAAGCCCAAAGUAUACUUCGGUCAGACGCUGACAGUUUUAAGGCUGUUGUUUAGUAGGCUCAACGUGCAUUUGGGAAGCAUUUUAGCAUUCUGAGAAUGCACCUUCUCAGGCUUCUACAAAAUUGCCAACUUGUGGAAGAUUUGAUUAUGGAUGUUGUUAUGAGACGUAAUUUUUCCAUCUGACUGAUGCUUUUGAU